AUUCUUUUCUUUCUUCAUAGAUGUCUUCUGGAAUCGAAGACUAGACUAAACAUAAUCUUACAUAUUUUAAAGUUUAACUUUUUAAAAUUAAGUGCUUAUUAUUGUAAGUUCAAGUAAAGAUUUUGUUGCUUUAUAUAUGGGUUGUAAGGAAAACGUUUAAUUUAUACGUUAUUAUUGGUUUAUAAAUGUUGGGCUACUGGAAAUUAAGUAUUUAUCAUUUUUCAAGCGUUUGUUUAAAACGUUCGUAAAUUAAUAUGUACUUCUUUCGAUGUUACGUUUUUUCUGUACAAAAAAGAAAACCGAACAAACGGAAAAACGUCACCUACGAAUUUGUAUUGCUCUUUUAUAGAAUAAUAUAAAUUAUUGAAGAGCAAUCCAUAGCAUUUAUACAUAUUAUACAUAUACACACAUGUAUACAUACAUAUAUACAUAUGCAUAUAUAAAUCGUUUGAUAAAGCGAAUACAACAAUCUGUGCAAUGCAUCAGAUUUGUUAAUCAUUAAAUGUAAACUUUUGUAUACACGUUUUGUGAUCUAGUUUUGAUACUUGUUUAUUUUCCUUUGGAUACUCUUCUGUACAUACAUAAAAAUGAUCAAACAUUUAAUGCCAGCUUAUAUCUGAUGUUGGGUAUUGCUGUCUCUUUUGUUACCAUUCAAUAUUUAAAUAAACAUGUUUCAAAAUAAAACUGUACGAGUUAUCAAUGUUUUAUUAAACUAUGAGUAGUAUUUUUAGCGUGAUUAAUGUUAAAUUAUGUAAUUGAAGUCUUUAAUAAAAAAAACUACAUUUUUAUUGUACACCAAUAUCAAGCAUCAGAUACAAACGUAUUUGCUGAAUAAAAUGUAACUGAAUGGUUAUUUAAAACAAAUAAUAUAAAUAAGUUGCAAAUAGUUUUACAUACUGCAAUAAAGGUACAUUUCGUACAAUAUAAAAGAAAAUAUAGAAACUAAGACUGUACAAAAUAAUAUACAAUUGUUGUACAAGAUAGAAACUAAUUUUAAAAGUAUUCAGUUCUGAAACAUAAUGUUCAUUAUAGUGUAUAAACGAUUGUUAUUUUUCAAUACCAUUGGAAACAUAUUGAAUUCUUUAAUCUUCUUAUCAAGUGAAUGAUACAAAGAAAUUAUGUAAUUUGCUUAACAAUGGAUUUUAUAAAAUUUAAGAAACGAAAUAAUGCAACACCAUAUCUUCUAGUAUGCCUAGUCAUAUGAAAAGAGAUGAAAAAAGAGAAGAAAAAGUAAGAAUGAUAUAUUAUGACAUAUUCUAUUUCAAAAGAGUUAAUUCACUUGUGAAUAUUGUAUACAAUCAAUAAAUGUUAUAGAUCUUUAGAUGAAUUUCAACUGAAUGUUUUGAUAAGCAAAAUGUCCUAUAAUUUGAUCAUGAGCAAGUAAAUUGAUUUAAUAAUUAUUGAAGUUUGUCCACUAUUCUUUAAGCAAUGAAAUAGAAAUUCAUUUUAUAAAAAACUGUACAUAAUUUUCAAUUUAUCAAGUUUACCCUACAGUACAAAUAGCUUUUGUUUGAACUAUUACAAUAAAUCCUAGGAGGCUGAGUUGACUGUCCUUUGUCAGGAGCUGUUGUCAAUUGACAAAAUGAUUCAUUAAAGCAUCAUACAGCUUACAAUUAAAAAUGUUUAUUUAUUUAGUGGCUCUAGCCGCUACAAUAUUCUUUAUUUUUGGACUGUUACACCUCAGGUGUUUAAAUGGUUGGCUGCAAUCAUCAUUUUGCUAUGUCUCGAAUGUUUAUAACGGAUUAACUCACAGAUCUAUGAUUGAAGCAACAUUACAGAAUGAGAAUCUGGAAAGUAAUUUAACAGCAGCAAGGUCUGAGAGACCUUUUGUUGUAAUCAAUGAAUGGCGAGAACAUGAGAAUAUAUCUGAUGUAUUGAACAACACAGAAAGAUUACCAGAUCCAAUAUUAGAAGAACCUGGAAUUAAAUUAAGGGAUUUGAAUCCGCUGUACAACUUAGAGAAUGUUUCUCCAACUGAAAUGAAUAAAGAUGUUACAAAAACAUUAGAACUAAGCACAGCAAAAGUCAGUGGUAUUGGUACAUCUAGAAACGAAGGAAACGAGAACAUAUUUGAAUCCAUAAAAAAUUCUACUGAAAAAGUUACCAAUCAAUUAAAUACCCACUUAAUACAUCAUUUGAUCACGAAAGAAACUAUGAAAGGAAAUGAAAUAAAACAGAAGUUGAUGGAUAGUUUAAAAGAGAAGCUAACUGAUUCACCUAUUGAAGUAAAGGACCAUCCAUCAGCAUCAAAAAUAGAGUACAAAGACAAUCUUAAUAAAUCUAAAUCCAAUGAUAUACCUUAGAAUUAAAAUGUAACAUGAAUGAAAAAUAAAAUACCAUACAAAAUAUUCCAAAUUUUCUUUUGCUCCUUUUUAUCACUUAUUUUCAGCGAAAACCACUGUGUGCAUAUUACUGCCGACCAGAUUUUCAUUAGUAACAGGAGAACAAAAUGAUAAUGAAGGUAGUUCCUCUCAAAGAAAGACACAUAUUUUGCUAUCUUAAGUGUUGAGAUAUAUUUAUCGGCUCCUCAUCUAAAAUAAACGAACAUUGAUGUAUGUUAUAUCCCCUCCCUGCCUAGCACUUGUCUACUUCUGCACCUACCCAUAAUUAAAAUAUCUACGGAGUGGGGAUCAACACCUAAGACAGAAAAUAUCUACCUCUCUCUUCAACCUUCUCACGCGUUUUUCUAACACUCUGCUGAUGGCCAGAGACUCUCCAGUCUUUUCAGUGUUCUUCAAUAGUAUAAGCUCUAUAAGCAAAACCAUAGACGUAGCAAAACACACCGUGUUACUAUUAGAGCUGCCAACUUGUGGAAUACUCGGGUACUCGAGUAAUCGUGAGAUAGCUAGUUACUUGUGAAAUGUCCGGGUAAAAUUAUCUGGCUGCAUGGGGUAUCCGUGAGAUACUUGAAUACUUGUAGAAUCGAAAUGAAAAUUUUCGACCAUCUUAUAGAUUCAGGUAUUUUACGGGUACCCGGAUCAAUAGCCUCAGUCACAACACGAUUACCCCUACUACGAGAGUUUUGGGAUCUGUAUGUAUGCAUGACCAUAAAAGCAUGCAGUCACUAACACUCGAUAAUUCCCUGUUUCUCUAAAAGAGGGCUCGCCACUACAGCCCCCACCGUAGGGAACUAUCGAGCGUCUAGGUUAGUUAGUUUCGAAGCAUUGGAGAGAAAAGAUCAUCGAGCAGGCGAAAAUGGAUUUAUAUCAACCUUGUAUAAUCAGUGCAGAUCAACCAAGUACGAACAAUGUAAAUCAACCGAGUACAAGCAAUGUAAACCAACAGAACACAAGCAGUACGAUGCAACUGAGUACGAGCAAUGCCAUUCAAACGAACCGGAAAUCGUAUUCUUCGUUAACGCUUCAGCAGAAAUUAGAGGUAUUGAAAUUAAAAGAUGCUGGUGCAUCAACGAAUUACUUAGCGAUACGAUACAAGGUCGACGAGAGUACGAUCCGGAAAUGGAUACGUGAAAGGGAAAAGCUAGAAAAGUAUAGUAGCUUAUCUGCUGAGUCGAAACGGGUGCGUCUAUCCCCCGUAGAGAAGGUGAAUGAAGCGUUAACAAUAUGGUUCCACCGAGAAAAAAAAUUAAACAGAACAGUCAGUGUUACGGAUGUCAAAG
Molecule: messenger RNA, 3619 nt
Organism: Megachile rotundata (alfalfa leafcutting bee)
Lineage: Eukaryota; Metazoa; Arthropoda; Insecta; Hymenoptera; Megachilidae
Source: RefSeq, a predicted model, not a curated record